AUGGAGGGAGGCUACUCGCAACUCGGUGACUCGGAGGUGGUCGCCAGACGCGAUCACCACCAAGCUAGCAUGAAUCACUACACCUUGGACAUCAGUUACUGCGGAGAGAAGGCGAGACAGGCUGCCUUGCACAAGUCCGCGAACAGCGUUGAACGUUUUGUCGACCGCGAUCUCCAGAGCCUUGGAGUCCCUCACAAGGUUGGCGUGCGGCGAGCCGUCGAACCGUUUCUGCCAAACAUAUGGCGUACAUGGGAAGAGCACGGGGAAACAGAUCGCAGGCUGCGCGAACUAGACAUCGUAGGGAAGGGGGUGGACCUAAUUCUAGGGUUCCUGAAGCUGCCGAUCGUCGCGCAGGGACACAUGGAUGAUGAUGAUCGCCGAAGUAACGGAGCAUUCGAUCCUCGAGCUCCCGAUGCCGUCCUAUCUGCGAUUGUAAACACCGCUCUCAUCACCAUCAAGGAGGAACCCAUGGACAAUGAUGCUCAAGCUCUCCUGAACGCAGACUCUACAAACCCGGAGGAGAACGACCAGCAGGCCCAGGAUCCGGCGGCAUCUCAGACACACGUGGAAAGCAGUACGGCUGGCAACGGCGUCGGCGCGAAGCCCGGGCUGGUGGACACGCUCAGGAGUGCCCUCACCGCGGCGGUCACCGUGCAGGCGCGGGAGGCGCAACUUGAGGCAGACGUCGCAUUGUACAGAAACCAAGCGGAGCGGUUGGCGACCCGCGAACGCUUCCAGGUGCAGGCGGCGCGGAAGGACGCGGAGCUGGCGGAAGCGCGGUAUCAAUGGGCGCAGGAGCGUAUCCGGGUACUCGAGACGAACACAGAGAAGGAACGGGUCGCGCGUGAGAUGCGCGAGGUGCAGGCACUGCUCGAGCAGGAGAAGAUGAAGCGAGCGCAGGGCGAGGAUGCAGGGCGGGCUGCACAGGAAACCAUUGCUUCCCUGCGAGCAGAACGAGAUCGGCUUCAGACAGAGUUGCAGACGGCUCGCGAUGCUGUUGCCUCGGUGCAGGCACAAUGGCAUUCGGCGCAUGAGCGAGAGCUCAAGGCCGAAAUCGACAAGCGAGAGCGUGCAGAGCGAGUGGCGCUGGAGCUCGGCAAGAAGCUAGUAAGGCUGCAAGUGGACAUGCGGAGUCAGAACACUGCCCUCCGUGAGCAGGUUGAGACGCUGACGAAGGAACUGGAGGGCGAGCGCGCUGAGUGCUCAGCUAGGCGAGAACAGCUGGUGAUGGAGGUUUCAUCGUUGCGAGUGCAGUUGAAAGCUGCCAAUGAGGAUAAGACUAUGGCUCCGAGAGAUUUCCGCGGAGGUGAAAACACCC
Molecule: messenger RNA, 1318 nt
Organism: Fomitopsis serialis
Lineage: Eukaryota; Fungi; Basidiomycota; Agaricomycetes; Polyporales; Fomitopsidaceae
Exons: 13
Source: RefSeq, a predicted model, not a curated record